GCCAUCGAGAUUUACGUGCACAUGGCCACACUGUGAUCUAUCGUGAUACAAACGACACGUACACGCGCACCAUGAUUCACCUUUCUUCCCAACUUGAAUCGGCAGCGAGGCAUGUCGACGGGCGAUGCCGGAUUGGGUUUCUGUAUGUCGACGCCGCCGAUGCGAGGAAUAAGUCAACUCGCAGCGUAGAGACGGAGGAAAAUAGACCCCAAAACAAAUCGCACAACAAGCAAGGAGCAAAAGGUUUUCCAGCGGCGACGCCCUUUACAUAUAUCUCCCUCCCCAACCCCAACUAACCCACCGCCGCAUCAUCAUCGCCACCAUGUCCGAUCUCCGCGCCCCGGAGCACCAGGUCGCCGGCCACCGCGCGGCGCCCAACAAGCUGGGGCCGCUCGUCGACGGCGCCGGCCUCUUCUACAAGCCGCUGCAGGCCCUCGACCGCGGGGAGCAGGAGCUGGCCUUCUACACGGCCUUCUCCACCCACCGCGACGUGCCGCCCCGCAUCCGGGACACCUUCUUCCCGCGCUUCCACGGCACCCGCCUCCUCCCCACCGCCGCCUCCCCCGGCGACUCCCACCCGCACCUCGUCCUCGACGACCUCCUCGACGGCCUCCCCGCGCCCUCCGUCACCGACAUCAAGAUCGGCGCCUGCACCUGGCCCCCGCGCGCGCCGGAGCCCUACGUCACCAAGUGCCUCGCCAAGGACCGCGGCUCCACCAGCGUCCUCCUCGGCUUCCGCGUCUCGGGGGUCAUGGUCUCCGACGCCGCCGGCGCCGUCUGGCGCCCCGACAGGUCCGAGCUCAAGGGCACGGACAUCCCCGGCGUGCGCCGCAUGCUCCGCCGCUACGUCUCGUCGGCCGGUGGCGGCGGGGACGAGGACUGCGCGCUCGCCGCCGCCGUGUACGGGGGCGACGGCGGGGUCCUGGCGCAGCUGCGCGAGCUCAAGGCGUGGUUCGAGGUGCAGACGCUCUUCCACUUCUACUCGGCGUCCGUCCUGCUCAGCUACGACGCCAAUGCGGUGACCGCGCCCGGCGGCGGGGGCGCGCCGAGGGUCAAGCUGGUGGACUUCGCGCAUGUGGUGGAGAGCGAGGGGGUCAUCGACCACAACUUCCUGGGCGGCCUCUGCUCCCUCAUCAAGUUCAUAGACGACAUUGUCUCUGACAAGGCGCCUCCGGUUCAGUCUUGAGCAGAUCCUGGAGUACUUUGGGAGCUGAUGCAGUACAAAAGGUAAUAUAUCGAGUCACUAGUUGGAUUCUUCCAUGUUCCUUCAGCUUGCAGAGGCGCGGAAAUGCACGGCUUUGGGAGAUGAUCGCUUAGGCUAUGUUCAACCAUUUUGGAUGGGGUUCAGUAAUAAGAUUGUAGAAACAUGAGUCUCUUCUGUAUCGUAUUUGUUUCCGGUUGUGCGAGCCCUUGUGAUUUUUUGGCCCCUGUUUGAUUACAUUCAAUGUUGAAAAUGUUGCGGUAAUAUAACGACUGUAUUUAGACGCC
Messenger RNA from Hordeum vulgare subsp. vulgare (domesticated barley), 1488 nucleotides. RefSeq names its product inositol polyphosphate multikinase IPK2-like. The transcript is spliced from 2 exons. Gene Ontology annotation, biological process: inositol phosphate biosynthetic process. The record is from RefSeq and is a predicted model, not a curated record. Gene Ontology annotation, cellular component: cytoplasm; nucleus. Gene Ontology annotation, molecular function: inositol-1,4,5-trisphosphate 3-kinase activity; inositol tetrakisphosphate kinase activity. Lineage: Eukaryota; Viridiplantae; Streptophyta; Magnoliopsida; Poales; Poaceae. The coding region runs from base 323 to 1186 and encodes 287 amino acids.